AUGGCACACCAAUCCGUUCUGCAGUUCCGGGUUGGCAAGAGCUUUGCAUGGCGGGUGCUUGAUAUUGAUGGCUACAAGACCGAGGGGAAACGCGGCAUCCCCCACACAAUGUAUGUUACCCAUGAAGUGAAGAGCAGCCGCGCUGGAUUAGACAAAGCGAAGGACCAGCUACGAGUCCGUGCGGGAUUCCUGGAUGCUAUGGCUGUGAUGAUGCAGCUUCCACACGGAAUUAAGGUUCACACCGUGGCCGCCAUCAUCAUGCGUCAAGCAGGGGACAUCCACGAUCAAGCGGGCGUCCCUGUCAGCCAAUCCUCGACCGACGAAUUUGAGAAAAUUAGUGAACUCUUUCUGACCAUUGAUUACUUCCGCCUUUGA
This is a messenger RNA of Seminavis robusta, 375 nucleotides long. The record is from the annotation of a GenBank genome assembly. Lineage: Eukaryota; Bacillariophyta; Bacillariophyceae; Naviculales; Naviculaceae.